This is a messenger RNA of Halteromyces radiatus, 1356 nucleotides long. RefSeq names its product nuclear fragile X mental retardation-interacting protein 1-domain-containing protein. Gene Ontology annotation, biological process: box C/D snoRNP assembly. The record is from RefSeq and is a predicted model, not a curated record. The transcript is spliced from 5 exons. Bases 78 to 1103 code for a protein of 341 amino acids. Gene Ontology annotation, molecular function: RNA binding; metal ion binding. Lineage: Eukaryota; Fungi; Mucoromycota; Mucoromycetes; Mucorales; Cunninghamellaceae. Gene Ontology annotation, cellular component: nucleus.
UUUCUCUCCCGCUGUUAGUUAUAAAAUUCCAUUAUUUGAUCGAUUCCCUUUCUUUCUCCCUAUUUGAUCUAUUCAAAAUGUCCAACAAUAAACAAAGUCAUCCUUCUUGGGAUCCUAGUCAUUCAGAAUAUACAAACACUAACGAACGACAGUUUCCAAGUAUAUAUUAUGAACUACAACAACAAACUCAAAAACUUCAAGCACGUGGUGCACUUGCAGCUGCUUCACUCAAUUCAAUGCUCAAUCCAACAUAUAGACCACAACCAGUAUCAUACGAUGAAUUAUAUCAAGAUCCUGUACCAACCACUUCUCAGGCAACUGACUCUACUCAAUCACAAAAGAAUGGUGGUGUCUGUUGCAACAAAUGGUAUAAAACACAAAUAGCCCUGGAUCAACAUCGAUCUAUCCAUAUCAAAUGUAAGAUCUGCUCUACGUUUGAAGGAAAUCCAGCAUUUGUACAAGUACACCAAGAAGAGGUACAUGGAGUGGCAAGCAACAAAAAGAAAAAGGAUAUGCCUGACGGUAUUGUUCCCGCCAAUGCACCAAAAUUAGAUACACCCGAAGCCAUUGCAGCAUGGAUUGAAGAACGAAAGAAGAACUGGCCAAGCAAAGCAAAUGUGGAACGAAAACAACAACAAGAACAAGAACGUGAAGCUCGUGGAGAAUUACCAAGAGAUAAUAAAUACAACAAGAACAAACGCAAAGCAACAAGUGAUCAACAGGAAAGCGUUGGGAAUAAGAAACACCAAGCGACAAUCACACCUUCAUCAUCAUUACCUUCCUUGGUUAAUUAUGAUUCAGACUCGGAUGAGGAAUUUCAUAGCGCUGAAGAGGAUUUCCCAGAUAUCAGUAAGAGCAACAAUGAUGAUGAUGAUCAUAAUGAGGAGAAUGAAGAUGAUACGAUGGACUUACAACAAGAUGCGGUAUCAUCGAAGGAUCCAACCUCAAUGGGAAAAUUGACCUUACCACCUGCAACAACAACUCGACCACGAAAACUAUGCAAAUACUUUGUCCGAGGGAAUUGCACACGAGGUGAUCAAUGUCACUUUUUACAUGAAAAACCAAAGUCUGUAAGUCAAAAUCAUUCCACUAGAGAUAUAUGAUCUGAUUCAUCUUUCCUUUUUUUUUUUUUUUAAUCUUGGAUAGCGAUCUCAAAAACCGAAAAAGACAUCCACAGUACCUGAAUUGAAUAAAAGACCUCAUUUGCUAAAAAUGCUCUUAUCCAAAGAAAUACGACAGGAACAAAAUGUGAUUCUUCAAUGCUUAAGAUAUAUACAUCAACAAGAUUUUUUUGGACUUGGUGAACAUACUGAAAAAAAAAUUCAAGGUGACAACAAGGGAUGAACAAAUAUCAAU